Messenger RNA from Eutrema salsugineum, 864 nucleotides. RefSeq lists its product as uncharacterized. The transcript is spliced from 6 exons. The record is from RefSeq and is a predicted model, not a curated record. The coding region runs from base 210 to 863 and encodes 217 amino acids. Lineage: Eukaryota; Viridiplantae; Streptophyta; Magnoliopsida; Brassicales; Brassicaceae.
AAUCUUGAUGCAAUAAAUCAAAUUUUCUUUAAGCUAAAAAAAGAAAAAACGCUUAGAACGUGCAAAGUUCACCCACAUAUUUGUUUCAAGAAGAAUGAUUCGAAGACCGAUCGAGUUGCGGUUUCUCUUGUGAUUUGUGAAUUUCUCAAUUUUUUUCAUUUCUUCUUCAUUGCUUUCUCUAUUUGGCAUAGCGAUAAAGAGAAUCAGAAAUGGAUUUUGUGCAGAGAAAAGUGAACAAUUUAGGAAGAAAAGUUGCUACUUUCCCCCAUGUCGAAACUAUUGGAAGAGCUCUUUUUGCCUCCUCCUUCUUCCUCUCUGCUUGGCAUGAUUACAUGGAGCUCAGAUCUAAUUGGGAAGGACCAGCUGAUUACUGGAGACCGAAGUUUGGCUAUUCAGGAGACCAAAUUAAGCAUCUUAUGGCAGUUAGUAUCAUAGUAAAGACCCUUGGUGGACUUAUCUUCAUCUAUGGCAGCUUCUUUGGAGCAUUUUUAUUGCUUCUACACCAAGGCAUUGCUACAAUGAUACAUCAUGAUUUCUACAACCAUCGUAUCGACACUGUAGAAUUUGGACUGCUUUAUCUCAAAUUCAAAACGAUCCUGAACGAAACUGUGUCGUACGAUGCCGCACACAAUUUCUACAAGUCAAAUUUUGACGAGCAGCAAAUUGAGCAAGUCAUAUCAAAAUUCCGUGAGCUUGCGGACCACGCAGUUACAAGUCCGGCCUUGUUCGGACAUAACGAGUUUUUUCGACAGCUCUUAAGCUUCCUCAAGGCACUGGCCGUAGUAGGAGCAUUGCUCUUUUUCUUGACUAUGAAGCACAAACUCAACAAAGCCAAGAAGGAAUCCAAGGUUAAAACUGACUGAA